AUGGGAUUCAAACUUCAAGCCGCCGGUCCAGGGGCGAUUGUCUCCAUCGUCCUCUUAAGCAUGGUUUUAGUAAUCCGAAUCACCGGAUUUUUUGUUUUGCAAUACGGUCGCUGGAAGUACCAGCACUUCGAGGGACGCCUAAACGGGUCAAAAAAGAUUUCUGUAAUCUUCACGAUCCGGAACUCGAAGGAUCCCAAUCUGAUUGACUAUGUUUGGGCUAUCCUUAAGAACAAACCUGAGCAGCUCCUGAUAACUACUAACAACAGAAAGGCUCAGCACAGGGUAGACGGUAAGUUGCAAGGGUUGAGAUUUGCGUACUCUGAUACAAAGAUUAGUGUUGGUGCUGUCAACGAGCCGAAUAGACGUCGCGAGAUCGCCCAUGCUUUGGACUCAGUUAACACUCCGUUUACUGUUCUGACUGAUCAGGGAGUUCAUUGGCCUGAGGGAUUCCUCAAGUCGGCAAUGACCCCCUGUGAAAAUCAUCGUGUUGGCUGCGUCACAGUUCCUAUGAUGGCACGCAAGCGAGAUGGAAUCUGGGGCUCGGCUCUUAACGCUCUCGAUUCCUCUAUACUUUUCACAGGAUCGCCUAUCAUAUUCCGCACCAAGUUGACUGCCCAGCCAAGAUUCAAGCAGCAGUUCGAGGUUGAGCCGUGCUUGAACCGACGGCAUGGUGUCCAUAAAGCAGAUGAGUAUCUGUUCUUCAACCGAUACUUGCUUCAGGAAGAGGCUCCGCGCGAAGAACCUUGUCUUGUUAUAUUCCAAGACACGCCGGAAGCCACUGUUCUUGUGGACCGACCUUCUAUCGCCGAGUUUAUUAGUGAGUACCUUCGGAUGACACGCAAUCUUUGGCGGCUUAGCCGUGUGAUGAUUCGUGGGAAGGAGCGCAACCAGUACCCCUGUGCCUUUUUACUGACGCAUCUCAGCAGUUUUGUGUCGUUUCCCCUGAUGUACGAGAUUCUCUUCUUUCUUCUCGUACACUUCACAGUCCAUCUUGGCGACGACGAGUGGGCGGCUUGGAUCAUAUUUGGAUAUUCACUUACCUUCUUCCUGACGGUUGUGGGGGCACAGAUAAUUCGGCGUUUCGUUGUAGGCGGUGACUACGGCUUUGGCAUAGUGACACCUAACAUGGCUGUUUUGGUAGGUUACCCAGCCUACUAUAUCCUUGGGCUCCUCAGGCUUGUGGCACUGGCCACCGCAUGCAAGGCCGACAUUGAACUAAUCAGCGAGGAUGAAAUUAAAGUGAGAGUGGGCGACCCUGAGGCUCUGCGAUAUUCCGUUCACGGCGCUGAGGAGGCUCGAACGGACAUCGACGAACCGCCGUGGAUACCGGAAUGUAUGGAGUUGGAGAGGCCCCGGCGUGUGCUUCGACCACUGCGUGACUUCCCACUGUACGUCAUUGAGGAGUAG
Molecule: messenger RNA, 1407 nt
Organism: Fusarium proliferatum ET1
Lineage: Eukaryota; Fungi; Ascomycota; Sordariomycetes; Hypocreales; Nectriaceae
Exons: 2
Coding region: 1-1407 (468 amino acids)
Source: RefSeq, a predicted model, not a curated record